GCGCGGAGCGCUGCUGUUAACGCGAGUGAACGAGCCGAUGGACCGACCGCAGCACGGUCGGGAGACAUCUACGAUCGAUAAAGGCUCGUAGAGAGCUGAGAGCCCGAAAUCGCGUCGUGAGACGGAAAAUCGCGCGCGCGACAGAGAGAGAGAAACAGAGAAAGAUCAGCCGGCGAUCGAGGCGAGCAAGCGAUUGAAGCGAAGCGAGCGAGAAAACGCUUCGAGCGAGGAAAACGUCUUUAGCGAUUUUUCGCGACGCAAGCAGGACGGUGUCGGCGGCGGCGGCGGCGACGGUGGUAGUGGUGGUGGUAGUGGUGGCGUCGGUGGUGCGCGGCGCCGCGCGAUUAAUACAAUCGGCAGGUGAUUUCGCGUCCGCUGAUUAAAGCGCCAUGUCCCGCGAUGGACCAAUCAGCUGCUUGGUAAACCGCCGUGAGACCUCGAGUCUGGCCACAGACGAAUGACAACAAAAGAGACUGAUAGAAGUCGCGCGCGCGUGAGAGCGAACGAGCCGAGGCCCGAGUUUUUUCGCACGCGAGUGUUACCCCCGCGCGGUGAAGAGGUCCCCCCCUCGAGGGAGAGAGAGAGAGAGUGUGCGUGUGUGUAUCCGCCGCCGUCGCCGCGGCCCGCUUUUUUUCCGUUUUACCCCCCCGUAGCGCGCGCGUGUAGCGAGUAACGUCGCUUAAGCCUUGGUGGUGGUGAAAGGUGCCGUGAGGAAUAUGAAGAGGAGAAAUGUCGAGUGCGGUAAGCUUCGGAGGCCCUUGAAACGCAACAAGCUCACCGAGGGAAUCUACGGAAGUACCUUGCUCUAUCUGAAGUUUCUUCUGCUAUGGGCAAUGGUGAUCUUGGCAGACUUCAUUUUGGAAUUUCGUUUUGAAUUUUUGUGGCCGUUCUGGCUGCUCCUCCGAAGCGUUUACGAUUCCUUUAAAUAUCAAGGCUUGGCCUUCUCUGUAUUUUUUAUUUGUAUUGCACUUACGUCAGACAUGAUUUGCUUCUUUUUCAUCCCUGUGCAUUGGCUGUUUUUCGCUGCCAGCACUUAUGUUUGGGUGCAAUACGUCUGGCACACAGAUAAAGGAGUGUGUCUACCAACUGUGAUGCUGUGGCUACUAUUUCUAUAUAUAGAGGCUGCAGUGCGGUUGCGUGACUUGCGUCAUAUGCCAUUUCACCUAGACCUCUGUCGGCCGUUUGCAGCACAUUGCAUUGGCUAUCCUGUAGUUACAUUGGGCUUUGGUUUCAAGAGCUACGUAGGCUACAGAAUGAGGCAGAGAAAACAGAAAGACGUGGCAAAGGAGAACGAGUUCUAUCUACAAUUACUGCAGCAAGCACUGCCUCUAGAGCAACAAGCUAUGUCGAUGCAGCAAAUCCAAUCGCAAGUGCAGUCACAAACGCAACAAGUCACUGCGUCGUUAGAACAGCACGUCAAAACUCAAGCACACAAAUUGAGUCCACAGUAUAACCCAAGUCCUGAAAAAAGCAGAGGUAAGGGCAAUAACAAUUCCAUAGAAACGAACGUACAAAAUGGCGGGGUGCACAAUAGUAGCCAGGUCACAUCACAAACACAGAGUGCUACUACCAAAAGUACUCAUAGAAAAUCCUUAGACAAGAGUGAAAAGCAGGAAGAACAGCAUAAUAAACACAAUGUAUCAAAUAAUUCACCGUCGGACAAGAGCGACAAGAGAUUUAUACACAGUAAUGGAAGUACAGUAUCGCACAGUGACAUACAGCUCAUCGAAAGGCUGGGAUCUGUAAAUGAUUUUGACGUAAACGAGGUAGAAAAGGACAAAUCUAUCAAGGGUUGCGGACACACCACGAUAAAAUCACAAACGAACGGUUCGGUAACGGGUAAAUGGAAUAACGUGAAAGAAAGUCGGGAUUCAUCAUCGACCACCAAUGCCCAACGGGAGCGUAAGACUCGACAGGUUAAAAAUACGAGUGAUAUCACGGCAGAGCAACAGAAACAGCAAGACGAUUAUUAUCAAAGGUUACUGGUGUGUCGCAGGCUCGAGGCAGACAUAAAACGUUUGAAAUCAGAUUUGCAGUCAAGUCGGCAAAUGGAACAAGAAUUACGAUCACAAGUCAAUGUCUUGCUCAACGGAGAGCGACAAGCUAAAGGCGACAUUCAACAACUCCAACAUGAUAAUGAUCAAUUGCAAAGCAAAUUACAUGGUCUAGUAACGGCGCGUCAACUGGAUAAGCAAACAAUGACAUCGUUGGAAAAGCGGGUUGCAGAAGAGCGAAAACAACGUAGUGCAUGCGAAGCGUCCUUGCUCUCCGAACGAAGGGCACGACGAGCUGCUGAAGAGGCACGCUCCGCGAUUCCACCGCCGCCACCUCCGCUUAUUAGACAAGAGUGCACUGACGCAUGUAAAAGUCGAAGAUCUCAAAUGGAACAAGACCUUAAAAGUCUGCGCCGAGAACUCAAAUUAAAGGAAGAAAGGUGUAACGCAUUGGAAAACGACGCAGCACGUUUUAAGGAGAACCACAGAGAAUGUGAAAUUCUACUCUCCGCACUCAAUGCGUUGCAAGAUAAAAACGCACAUUUGGAAAACAGCUUGAGCGCAGAAACACGUAUAAAACUUGAUCUUUUUUCGGCACUCGGCGAGGUCAAGCGGCAAUUAGAAAUCCGAGAAGGCUUAAUCAGAUCUCAAGAGAAAGAAAUUGAGAUGUUGAAAACAAAAAUAGCGCAAGAUUUAGCUGUGAUGCCACAAGACACAUUUGGUCCAGCGCCAACCUGUGCGACGUCCAAGCUCCGUUUAAAUAGUGAAGUGAGAGUAGCAGGAACAAAAAUACGUUCGAAUGAAAGUCCGGGGUGUACCGUGUCGAAUUUGGAUCCGAAUGCGACAGCGUACACGCCUAAAAGUUCCCUUGUAGCGUCGACUGAAGCUUAAGGAACUGCAAUUCUCUCAUCAGAACCCGAUAGUAGGAUACAUCAACUACAAAAGAAUGUUUCAAGUUUCUCCGUGGAAAUAUUCUCAUUCAGUUUACAAGUACGCAAAAAUAUGGAUUUAUCGUUAUCAACUGCUGGAUCUUUUCUGUAUCCAUCUUCUUUAAGACGAGACAUAUUUUUUAUUAUAUAUGGAUCCUCCUAAUGUAAAAGAAACCUGGAAGUCUUCCAUGAGAAACUUCGCGAAACAUGUUUUGUAUCGUGUCUUGUCGUUUCAAAAAGGAAUGGAACCGUUGACAUUACUUAUGAUCAUGCGACGCGGCACUGGUUCUAGAAUGUCAAGGAAAUCCAGUGACAGUCUUAAUUUGUAACAUUUUAUGCUGUAGGUCGAUCUUACGGAUAUAUAACAAUUUAUGAAUAACCAGUGAAUCAUGAACUAUUUCUUUUUACACGUGCAUAAAUAUCGAUAAUAAUGCCUAACAGUUGAAAAAAUCAUAUCUGAUCGUUAGUUUAUAUGUAAGUAAAAUGUGUUUUAUAUUUUAAAAGAGUAUCUCUGAAAGUUUAUCUUAUACAUACAUUUGUCAUAUGCUUAACGUUAUGAUAUAGAUUUUUUGUGAACGUUGUGUACAUUUUUUAAUUAUCUCAGAGCACUCGCGAGUUAUAUGCUAGAAUUCAAAUCGAUCUUUAUGUAAAGUAGCAGGAAAAUGAUGACAGGUAUUUUAUUUUAUCAGCAAAGCCACGGUAAACGAGAAGCUGGGAAAAGUUAAUAUCCAUAUUACGAUCUUCCUGCAGUAUAUGCCUAAACAUACAAUGACUUGUCAAAGAUGCAUUCUUAUUCAAGUCGUAUAACUGAAGCUAGUCCAUCAUACAAACUAUUUAAAUAUCAUUGGCGUGUCGAGCCAUUUUAUGUUAUGCGAUCACCAUGCAGAAAAUAGCCAUUGACAACAUAAAAAGAAAUAUGAGCAUUAUUCAAGAAGGAUCAAAGUAAAUGUCACGACGCCAAAUUUGUUUUAGGUAAUCAUAAGCCGUACGAUGAUACUCUCACAUACACACAUGCGCAUAUUUCUGUGCUUUUAAAUUUUCAUACUUUUAGUUUAAGAAUUUUGUUUUAUGUUAUUGGCUUUCAAAACGGUAUGAAGUGGCCAUUACAUUUUUUGUGUAGGCAAAAGUAUAUAAAUUCCAAUGUGAUAAGAACGAUUGACUCGUAAAACUCGUUAGAAAUGAAAAGAUGUGAUGGCUAACUUGAUCUAAAUUAAAAAAAAAACUUGGCAUUUAUAUAACAAUCAUGCAGGUAAAUGAAACUAUGUAAUGCCGUAUAUAUUUGGUUAAGAAAAAAAGAAGAAUUUAAACGCAAAAUGAUAAUUUUAUUACAAGUACAAAGAUAGAAAAAGUUAUUUUCAUAUUAUAAGAUCACUUUAUUUAAGUAAGAGGAAUAUUUAUUUCGUUAUUUAGCAUUGAAAAAGAGUUGAUAAAACUACAUUGUGACUAGAUAUAAAUAUGGAUAAAGUUCUUUUUUCUUAUGUGACGUCCAUUAAUAUAAUUUCAAAGUUAAAAAGAGAAGUUUUGUUUUCC
Temnothorax curvispinosus is the source of this 4453-nucleotide messenger RNA. Its product is annotated as macoilin-1-like. The record is from RefSeq and is a predicted model, not a curated record. Gene Ontology annotation, cellular component: rough endoplasmic reticulum membrane. Gene Ontology annotation, biological process: neuronal signal transduction. The coding region runs from base 717 to 2885 and encodes 722 amino acids. The transcript has 12 exons. NCBI's taxonomy places the organism in Eukaryota, Metazoa, Arthropoda, Insecta, Hymenoptera, Formicidae.